CCAGCCCACGGGUGGUUGCAGUGUUAGAUCCGUCCGCCUGAGCCAGAGGGAGCAGUGAACCCGACGCCACGCGCCAUGUCCGACGAGUCGCCGCCGCCGGCGCAGGCCCCCGAGAAGAGCCAGCCCGCCGAGCAGGCGUCCGGCGGGUGGGGUGGGUGGGGUCUCUCCAUCUUCUCCGAGAUCUCCCGCAACGCGGUGGAGGUUGCGAAGAGUGCCAUCGCCGAUAUUCAGCAGCCGCCGGAGCAGGACGCCGGACCCGGCGGCGGGGAGAAGGAGAAGGAACAGGAGGGGGAGGAGGAGGAGCGACGCAAGGCGGCGCUGGACAAGCUGGAGAAGGCCAGUGAGGACUCAAUCCUAGGCCAGGGGAUGAAGGUCUUUGAUAGCUCGGUGGAGAGCAUCACGACCGGGACUUGGCAAGCGCUUGGGAGCGCAUGGAAGAGUGGCUCACUAUUUGUUCAAAAAUUGGAGAAUUCAGCGUCAAGCCUGGCUGAAACCAUUCAGCAAGGAGAACUACCUGUCAAAGCAUCCACGAUAGCACCGACCAUUUUAGAGACAGGGAAGUCAUUUACAGCAAAAGGAAUGGAAGUGCUUGAACGUGUUGGAAAAGAGACAAUGGAGUUUAUCGUUGAAGAGACUGGUAUGGAAGUUGAUAAAGGUAGUGCCGGUGAAGGUGACCAGCAGACAGAAGAGGAGCAGUUUGAAGAAGUCUCGUUUGACAGAUGCUUCUAUAUUUAUGGUGGACCUGAUCAAUUAGAGGAGCUGGAAGCACUAUCAAGCCACUAUGCAUUGUUGUUUAAUAGGAAAAAGGGGAAACUUAAUGCUGAGCAGAAAACAUAUUACGAUGGACAGCUCAAAGAAAUACAACAUGUUGUCAGUCUUAGUGUCAAUGCUGAGGAAGAUGGACCAGACUCUGACAAGGGGAAGAAGAUUGAAUCAGCUGAUACUGACGCUGAUGCUGAGAUGAAGAAAUUAUGUGAAUCAAGUGUUAGCAAGGCUGCAAAGAUGGCUGCAGGGUUCACCAAUGCCUUGGGUGGGCUUUCUCCGAAUGAGAUUAUCAAACGAACAACUAAUAGGCUAGAGACCAUUCACUCAGAGGGUGUUCAUAGAUUAUCGGAGAUGUGCUGCCUCGCAGUUUCUCAGCUUCUGGUACUUGGGAAGUCGGUAAUAUCUGCAGCGAACAAAUCAAAUAAUGAAGAUGAUGAAAACGACACCAAAAUUGAUUGGCCUGAAGAUCCUAUUUCAAAAGCUAAAAUAAUCAGAUGGAAGGCGCAAUCCAUCUCUGUGGAUAUGGAAAAGGUCUCUACUAGUUUUGCUACAGGAAUCUCGGAUGUUGCUGAGGCUUAUGCAGCAGCUAUACAAAAUGCUCUCGCUGACAAGCAGGAUGAUCUCCCAAAUCAUAAGUCGGUGCAGGAGAAGGCUAAAUCCAUAUCCAGCCAUCUAAAUUCCGAUCAGAUUAGCGCUGUCAGCAAGCUACAGGACGCCCUGCAAUCCCUGGCCUACGUCGUCGUUUGCACAUCCAUGCCAAGUGUGUGAUUGUGGAGUUCCUUCUCAACAUUGCUGUUAUUGUUAACAACCCUUUCUGUACAUUUUGGGUGGGCGUUCCCUUUAGGGUUUGUAGAAGUAGGGCCCCCAGCUAUCGAACCACACUAGGUGUGAUUGUUGGUUGUCGUGUUGUAUUUCGUGGCACUUGGAAAAUUGUUGCUCUCUAUUUUUCUCUGAGAACAAUGAAUUACUGAUGUUCAAUAUGCAAGUGAACUGAGAUAUUCAACCAUCGCCGAUGGUUUAGUGUUCAGUUCGGUUUGGAUUCUGUUUA
Molecule: messenger RNA, 1813 nt
Organism: Phragmites australis (common reed)
Lineage: Eukaryota; Viridiplantae; Streptophyta; Magnoliopsida; Poales; Poaceae
Exons: 9
Coding region: 76-1533 (485 amino acids)
Source: RefSeq, a predicted model, not a curated record